This is a messenger RNA of Monopterus albus (swamp eel), 9291 nucleotides long. RefSeq names its product neuron navigator 3 (gene nav3). NCBI's taxonomy places the organism in Eukaryota, Metazoa, Chordata, Actinopteri, Synbranchiformes, Synbranchidae. Gene Ontology annotation, biological process: neurogenesis; nervous system development. The transcript has 43 exons. The coding region runs from base 949 to 7830 and encodes 2293 amino acids. The record is from RefSeq and is a predicted model, not a curated record. Gene Ontology annotation, molecular function: ATP binding; protein binding; ATP hydrolysis activity.
GUGUUUGGCCGAACUGCUGCACUCCCCGUUACGCGCUCACAUGGGCUUGGCACUCUCAGGUCUGCAGGCUGCUGUCGUCUUCUCCCAGCCCGAGCAGUGCUUUUUCGUUUCCUGACAGACACCCGGAAUGACAGCCGUCCCCUCCGCUCUUUGGGAACAUCUUCUAGGAGACUUAAGCCAGCUUUUUCCGCCGUGGUGCUUCCUCUAAAAACCGUCUUGGUCUGCUUGUUAGAAUAAAGAGCUGCAGUAAAGAGAGACAGAGCCUCCCUUCUUCAGCUGCUAGACACCAGGUAUAGGAAGGAGCCUGUAAUGAUGCCCUGGGAGGCUGGCUGGUUUUAUGAGUGAACACUGGCACUCAGCACUCACCAAGCUAGGCAUCACACCUCUGCGUCAGACUGGACCUUAUUAAUUAACUUCCCAUGACUCUUAUCCUUUCUCUCUCAGCCAUCUAAUAGACCUGACACAACUGGUUCACAGCACUUCUGACUGCUACUAUCAAUGCUGGUCUUUGGGUUAAGGUCGAAUACUGAGGUGGAAUCCUAGUCUUAUAUAUAGAGGGAAGCAUGUACUGGAGCCAAGGAUUGUCUUCUGACGAAGGAACUAGUCUAACUGUUACCCUCAUGUAAAACUACAGAACCAAAAGGCUGAAAGCCCAUAUUAGUGUUUUUUUGUUUGUUUGUUUUUUGUUUUUUGCUUCAGUCAUCAUGAUGCUUUGUCACUAGCCUUUUUCUACAUGUUUAUGGAACAGGACCAAAGUUGGUGCUGAUAACACUCAAGAAAAGCAUUUUACUUUAACCAUACAAACCACCACCUGCCAUGGAUUGCCUGUGUCCGGGUGAAGAUGUAAGCCGGACGCAGGCCUGCAUCAGCAAACUGUAGCAAUCUGGAUUCUCUUCACCUUAUUUCCUGUUCACUCUGGAGAUAUUUUUUAUAGUAUUUGGAUGAGGGAUGGAUGUACCAGAAGCCAGCAAACAUGGCAAGCAGUCGACAAGUCAAAAGCUGGAGGACCAGAAAAAGAUUUACACAGACUGGGCCAAUCACUACCUGGCCAAGUCUGGUUGUCCACGCCUCAUCGAGGACCUGAGCCAAGACGUCACUGAUGGAGUCCUGCUGGCACAGAUCAUCCAGAUCAUAGCAAAUGAGAAGGUGGAAGAUAUCAAUGGCAGCCCCAGGAGCCAGUCACAAAUGACCAAAAAUGUGGACGCUUGCCUCAGUUUUCUGGACACCAGAGGAGUGAAUGUACAAGGGCUCUCAGCAGAAGAGAUCCGGAAUGGCAACCUAAAGAGCAUCCUGGGCCUCUUCUUCAUUCUGUCGCGCUACAAGCAGCAGCAGCAGCAACAGCAGCAGUACUACCAGUCCUUGGUGGAGCUCAGCCAGCAGACCAGCAACACCACGCCAUCUACCAGCAGCCUCAAAACACAAGAGAUGCAGUCCAGUCUCACAGCACGAUAUGCAAGUUCUCCGGGCCACAGUGGAAUAGGGUCACCACAGAAAAAAAACACAAGGUUACCAGGGCCCUCCAGGGUACAUGCUGCAGGCAGCGGGGCCUCCAGGAGCCCAGGCUCAUCCAACCUCAAUCGUCGCAGCCAGAGCUUCAACAGCAUUGACAAGAGCAAGCCUCUUCAAUAUGCCAGUGGCAACGAUAGAGAGGCUGUGAAGGGUAUCCCGGUACCCAGUGGAAUGAAUGGGAGCAGUAUUGGUGGACCAGUUCCUACCAGUCUCAGUGGGCAGCAGCUGGCCUCUGCCAUCCCCUCACCCACUGCUGGCAAGUCUUGGCGCAGCAAGUCCAUGAAUCUAAAGCACAGUGCCACCUCGUCCAUGCUGGCAAGCCCUACACUUUCACCCUCCAUCACCCCUUCACCUCAGGCCCUGGAAGGUCCCCAGUCACACGGAAGCGAUGGGUCAAAAGUAGGCUCGGCUGUCGGUGGUGGACCCCAGAGGUCUAUGCUGGAGAAGUUCCGCCUGAUUAACCCUAGAUCAGCUUCACGAGCAUCACCAUCUGUGGCAGAGAUGGCUCUGCAGGAAGAGGAUGACCUGUCAGAAUAUGGUGAGGAUGUGUUGACACCCACAGGGUCAGUGUGCAGCAGCGGCAGUAGCAGUGCUACAACCACACAAAUGCCUACCAAGACCCAUACAUCAUCCCUCACAGCACCUAGCAAGACAACUUCAUUUUCAAAAUCUUCUGGCAAUGGCAGUAGGUCUGUGGCCACAUCCAAAGACAAGGAAGACAAAAGCAAGUCUGGGAAAUCUUCUAAGGACAGCUCUCCACCAAAAGAAGACCGUGAAUUAUUUGUCGACUCCACCAAGAAGACUUCUAAAAUUGCCAGCCUCAUCCCCAAGGGAGGGAAGCCAUCAUCGGGGAAGAAAGAUGGCGGCACCUCCUCAGCUUCAAGUGGCAUCCCAAAGCCAGGACUUAAAGCUCCCUCAGCGUCGACAGCAAAGUCUCAGAGUCAGUCCCAGACCCAGAGUCAGGCUGCUUUAAACAGCAGUGGCAACAUGCGGGGUGGGGAGGGAGACAGAGGCAAGCUGACAAAAGGAGGACAGGGUGGAAGUUUCUACAUACAGCGCUCCACUGGGGCCCCAGAGGGCAAACGGACCAGCAUGACCUCCUCCACCAGCACCUCAGCCCUGUCUGGGUCCAGUGGAAUGCUGGGAGGAGGAGGAGGAGGUGGAGGAGGAGGUGGAGGAGUGCUUGGAGGGAACGGAGUAGUUCAGCUUCCUCAGCAGCAGCAGCACAACCACCCCAAUACUGCUACUGUGGCCCCCUUCAUGUACAGGACAUUCUCAGAAAAUGACUGCACAAUGGUGGCCCCAGCUGACCCCUGCCUCAGCCCAACAAAGGGAGAGCUGGUCUACAACAAGACAGCCAAACAGUGCCUGGAGGAGAUAUCAGGAGAGGACCCUGAGACAAGACGCAUGAGGACAGUGAAGAACAUUGCUGACCUGCGGCAAAACCUUGAGGAAACCAUGUCCAGUCUACGUGGGACACAGAUCAGCCACAGUACGCUAGAAACAACCUUUGACACCACAGUAACCACUGAGGUCAAUGGGCGGAGCCUCCCAGCUCUUGGUGCACGCUCCUCCCCCAUGGCCUGGCGACUGGGCCCAACACAAACCCCACGUCUCCAGGCAGGUGACUCCCCCUCAAUGCCCAGCGGCUAUGCUGCACCUAGAGCGAGCUCAUCGAGCACUGGCACCACCACAGGGCGCUGCAGUGGGCACUCAGAACCCUCCAGAUACCUUACAGAUGGCGGCCUCCAUCUGUAUGCACGGAAUGCAGGCCGAGCCUCAGAUGUGGUUUCAUCUUGGGAGAUGUCCCAGAGAGGAGGCCACGAAAUGCAGGGUGACAUAGACAGUUGGGACGACAGCAGCUCAGUAAGCAGCGGCCUGAGCGACACACUGGACAACAUAAGUACUGAUGAUUUGAACUCGCCUGCCUAUUCUGCUGUCAGCUCAUCACGCAAAAGUAGGGGAGUGCAGUCCCAGAGAGGAAGCAGAUCCAAACAUGCAGAGCAGCAGGUGAGCAGCAGCUGGGCUGGAGCUGAGGACCUGAAGAAGGUAGAGGAGGAGCUGGAUGUAAGCAUGGACCCCAGCAGUAGCUCCUCCCGGUGGAAGCCUUCCUCAUCCUCCUCUUCCUCCCAAGCCUUGGGCCAGUAUGAGGAUGCUGGUUCAAAGGCCACUGCCUUGGCCCAGAUUUCCCAGACAGGCUCGUGGAGGAGGGGCAUGACAGCCCAGGUGGGCAUCACACCACCCAGGACCAAGAGCACCUCUGCCAGCCUGAAAACACCAGGCAAAACUGAUGAUGCUAAGGCCUCUGAAAAGGGCAAGGCCCCUUCCAAGAGUUCAGCUAGCAUCCAGCGCUCACCCUCAGAUGCCGGGAAGAGUAGUGGCGAUGAAGGCAAGAAACCCCCAUCUGGCAUUGCACGCCCACCCACCACAGGCUCCUUUGGAUACAUGAAGAUCCCAGGUCCCACUGGCACCCUAAUAACCUCUAGCGGUGCAGCACUUGCUAGUGGCUCAGCCACCCUUGGCAAGGUGCCCAAAUCCUCAGCUGCCCUUGGUAAGGGCACAGGCAUUGGCAGUGUGCGGAAGACCAGUCUGGAUGGCUCCCAGCCCCAGGAUGAUGGUAUUCUGCUCAGCUGCGGAGGUUCCAAAGUGACCCUGCAAUACCGCUCCCUACCCAGACCGGCCAAAUCCUCUAGUGGAGUGGCAGCAGGGCGCAGCAGUCAUCGUUCCAGCUCCAGCAGCAUCGACUCAAAUGUCAGUGGCAAGUCAGCUGGUGGUGCAGCGACACAAGCGGGUGCCAAACGCAGGGACGGAAAAGUGGCCUCAGACCGUUCCAGUCCCAUCACCGUAAAUCAGACAGACAAAGAGAAAGUGUCAGUGUCAGACCAGGAUCCAGCAGGACUGUCCACCUCCCCAAAGUCCAGCCCCACCUCCACCUCAACAGGCCAGUCAGGCCUCAGGCAGCCUGGCUCCAAGUACCCUGACAUUGCUUCUCCUACCUUACGCAGAUUGUUUGGCACCAAAGCCAGCAGCAAGGCCAGCUCUCCGGGCACGCCAGACUCUGGCAAGUGCCCCUCUAUACUGGGUAGUCCCCACGGCACUCUGGCAAGGCAGGCCAGUCUGGACUCGCCCUCCUCUGGCACAGGGAGCCUGGGCAGCGCUAGUGGCCUGAGUGGUGGCAGCAGCCCAUUGUAUGGUAAAACCCCAGACUUGUGCACUGACUCCCCGGCCUCCAGCCCGGCCUCUGGCCUCUCCUUACCCUCCAGCGCUCGGCCUUGGCCUGCCUGUAGCUCAUCAGCUGGCAGCAAAGACACACUGAGCUGCCAAAGCAUGACCAGUCUGCACACCAGCUCUGAGUCCAUUGAUCUGCCACUGGGCCACCACGGGCCCAAGGUUACACGAACCGGCAGUGUCAAGUCCACCCUGUCUGAGGGCAUGCCUCUUGACAGAAACACGCUUCCCAAAAAGGGACUGAGAUACCCUCCAUCCUCCCGGCAGACAUCGCAUGAGGAAGGGAAGGAGUGGUUGAGGUCCCAUUCAACAGGGGGACUUCAGGACACAGGCAGCCAAUCCCCACUGUCUCCUUCAGGAGCUUCCUGCACCACCACUGGAAAAUACCACUACUCCAACCUGUUGAGUCCCACUAACAUUAGCCAGUAUAACCUGCCACCAGGCAGCAACAGCAUGAGCCGCUCCAACAGCAUCCCUGCCCAGGACUCCUUUGACCUGUAUGGAGAGGGUCACCCACUGGGUGGCAGCGCAACCUCCUUGGAGGAGCGACCACGGGGUAUCAGCCGCUCUGGCUCCUUCCGGGACAGCACGGAUGAAGUUCAUGGCUCGUCAUUGUCUCUGGUCUCCAGCACAUCUUCACUGUACUCGGCAACAGAGGAGAAAGCACAUUCAGAGGGCCAAACAGUCCAAAAUUCUACGCAAAUCAGAAAGCUUCGUCGGGAGUUGGACGCCUCUCAGGAGAAGGUGGCAACCCUGACAUCUCAGCUGGCUGCUAAUGCUCACCUGGUGGCAGCCUUUGAGAAGAGUCUGAGCAACAUGACCUGCCGCCUGCAAAGCCUCACCAUGACAGCUGAACAAAAGGAGUCUGAGUUGGCUGAGUUGAGGGAAACGAUAGAGAUGCUGAAGACCCAGAACACUGAUGCCCAGACAGCAAUCCAGGUGGCUCUCAAUGGCCCGGACCAUCUCCACAAAGACCUGCGGAUUAGGCGACAGCACUCAUCGGAAAGUAUGUCCAGUAUCAACAGUGCAGCCAGUCACUCCAGCAUGGGCAGCCUAGGCAAGGAUACUGAAGACAAAAAGAAAAAGAAGAAAAGCUGGGUGGCUGAUUCCAUCCCAGCUCAGUUACGCAGCUCCUUCAAGCAGGCGUUCAGCAAGAAGAAAACCAAAUCCCAGUCGGCCCAUGAUGAGAUGGAUGAGAUGACCGACUCUCUGUCAUCCUCACCCAAACUGCAGCAUGACAACAAGCAAGGCAGCAUUGCCACACUGCACUCUUCGCCUUCCACCACAGAGCUGUGUGAAUGCACUGAAGCCGAGGCUGAAAUCAUCCUACAGCUGAAGAACGAGCUGAGGGAGAAGGAGCUCAAGUUGACAGACAUCCGCCUGGAAGCACUUAGCUCCGCCCACCACCUGGACCAGAUCCGAGAGGCCAUGAACCGCAUGCAGAAUGAGAUUGAGGUGCUGAAAGCAGAAAAUGAUCGUCUCAAGUCCAGUAGUAAUGCCACACCAACAGCCACACCUGUCAAGACAGCUCGGCCACCCUCUGAGACCUCUAGCACCUCCUCAUCCUCCUCGCGCCAGUCCCUGGGGCUGUCACUUAAUAACCUCAACAUCACUGAUGCCAUCAUGUCAGAUAUUCUGCUAGAUGACAGCUAUGAGGGUAAUUUGCGCAAAGAAGGCAGGAAUGUGCGAAUAGUGGUUACCAUCAGCAGUGGGCCAAAUGCCACUAAGGGUACACAAAGCCAAGAGUACUUGAUUGGGUCUAUAGGUGUGAGUGGAAAAACCAAGUGGGACGUCUUGGAUGGGGUCAUCCGACGUCUCUUCAAGGAGUAUGUGUUUCGGGUGGACCCUCUGACCAGCCUGGGUCUCAAUUCAGACAGCAUCGACUGCUACAGGAUGGGUGAAGUGGUUCGCUCCCAUGCCUCCGAAGUGCCUGAGCUGCUACCUUGCGGCUACCUGGUGGGCGACAACGUCAUCAAGAUCAGCCCCAAAGGAGUAAAGGAGAGCAGUAUAGACAGCCUGGUGUUUGACACGCUCAUCCCGAAGCCCAUCAUCCAGCGAUACCUCAACCUGUUGAUGGAGCACCGCCGUAUCAUCCUCUCAGGACCCAGUGGCACUGGCAAAUCUUUCCUGGCUGCCAAGCUGGCUGAGUACAUCAUUUCCCAGUUUGGGCAGGAGGUGACCGAACGCAAUGUGGCCAGUUUCAAUGUCGACCAAAACUCAAGCAAGGACUUGCGUCAGUACUUGUGCAACCUGGCAGAACAGUGCAACUCUGAGAGAACAGACACAGAGCUCCCCACUGUGGUCGUCCUGGACAAUCUCCACCACAUUGGCUCCCUCAGUGAUAUAUUCAAUGGCUUCCUCAACUGCAAAUACCACAAAUGUCCAUAUGUUAUUGGAACCAUGAACCAGGGAGUUUCCUCCUCUCCUAACCUUGAGCUACACCACAAUUUCAGGUGGGUGCUGUGCACCAACCACACUGAGCCAGUCAAAGGUUUCCUGGGCCGGUUCCUGAGGCGGAAGCUGAUAGAGACAGAGAUCAAUAAGAACAUGCGCAGCAAUGACCUGAUUAAGAUCAUCGACUGGAUCCCCAAGACCUGGCAGCACCUCAACAGCUUCCUGGAGGCACACAGCUCCUCUGAUGUCACAAUAGGCCCCCGUCUCUUCCUGUCUUGUCCCAUGGAUGUAGAAGGCUCCCGGGUUUGGUUCACCGACCUGUGGAACUAUUCCUUGGUGCCCUACCUGCUGGAGGCAGUCAGGGAAGGGCUUCAGCUGUAUGGCAAAAGAGCAGCAUGGGAGGAUCCGUCCAAGUGGGUGAAUGAUACAUACCCAUGGAGUGCCACCUCACUGCAGCAGGAUGGGCAGUCAUUGCUCCAGCUGAGGCCAGAAGAUGUAGGAUACGACAGCUACAGCUCAUCCAAGGAGGGAGCGUCAUCCAAGCAAGUGUCUCAGAGUGACACUGAGGGAGAUCCACUGAUGAACAUGCUGCUACGGCUGCAGGAGGCAGCUAACUACUCCAGCACGCAGAGCUGCGACAGUGACAGCACCAGUCACCAUGAUGACCAGCUGGACUCCUCACUGGAGUCGGCACUAUGAGACCAAGAACUGUGCCGAAAGACACCAGACCUUUGGACCCCCUGAACCUGGGAACCUUUGAAUCUCUAUCACUACCAGACACCUUCCUUAUAGUGCACAGAUAUGUGAUAUAUAUGAAAAGUUUUAUUAUCCAAAAUGGUAUACCACUAUUUAAAAGCAAAUGCCUAUUUUUACAUAGUGAUGGUGCAAUAUGAAAUGAAAUGAUUUUAUGUUUUGAAGAACAGUCACUAACUUUAUCAAAAUUAUAAAAUUCAUACAGGUUGGAUUAUUUAUUUUUACUGACAUGAAAUAGUGAAGUUAGUCCAUUUUAAUGGAAUACAACUUUUCAUAUAUGUGUAGGCAGAAUGUGUCUGAUAAGUGACUUAAUUCCUCUGAAGCAGACUCAAUUGUUCUCAGCCAUGAUGAGCUAGUUUGCUCCAUUCAUUUACCAUUGAAUUUCAAUCUACAAAGUGUCAAAAACUGAGAGACAAAACUGGAAUUUUUUUUCCUUUUUUAACCCAGUUAUAUCUUCAGAUGUUUACAAUGGGGUGGGACAGGUUCUGUUGUUUAUGUCCUUUUUAUUUACAGAGGUGCUUCUCAUAGACAUACAUACACAUAUGUAAAUACACUUACAUAACGGCAGCAGGAGGACACUUUUUUUAAUCAGAGGCUUUAAUUGGUUAGAGCCCUCAUUUGACCAACAAUCCAGCUGGCCAAAGUGUCCUUGAGCAAGGCAGACGUCUUUAACACCUCUGGGGUACCAGAUCUCUGACCACACUUACUGAGGGAGCCAAGUAAUAGGAGAAUACUAGUGUUUUUAUGUGCUAUAAUGCCCUCUGGUGGCCUUACUGGAGACUCUUAGCUCUUAGAAAACAGUGGCUGUGAACUGCUGAUAGUUUCUUCACCUGCAAAUUGGGCUCAUCUCAGAUAUUAGAAUGAUUUUGUGUUUCUGUAUUGUCUGAUAAAGUAAAAAAAAAAAACAUCUUGAUGAACUAGCACCUCAGAAGUGAAUGUUUUAGAGUAGAAUUUAGGGCUAGAAGACACUGUCUGUUUACCACUAUAUUUUUUUUGAACAUUUGAACACUUUUUCUGAACAUAAAUUGUGUACUAUCAGUUCUACACUUCCAUGAUGGCACCAGAUGGGGUUGAGCUGAAACAUUUGCAAGACCUCUACAGCCCAACUAGGAUCACAAGAGUUACAUUAUCAUAACAUACUGACACACAUAUAAACACACUCCUCCUGGCCUCAGCUCAGUCAUCAGGUAAGCCUUGAGGUGCUGGUCUCGUGUCCUGAACCUCCUCAGUGUCAGGCACUGCCAAGCCACUCCUUGCUGCCCUGCAUGCCAACAAGCACAACGAAAACACAGUCUGUGUCAUCCAGCCACAUUAUUACUGUGAAGAAAAACAUGGACAAGUGCCAGUGUUUCACUAUGAUUUACUGCCAUAUGUGCACACACACACACACACACACACACACACACA